ACCAUGAGCUGGACUUGUCCGCGUUGUCAGCAACCCGUUUACUUUGCUGAGAAAGUGAGCUCCUUAGGCAAGAACUGGCACCGUUUCUGCCUGAAAUGUGAGCGCUGUCACAGCAUCUUGUCCCCUGGCGGGCAUGCAGAGCACAACGGGAGGCCAUACUGCCACAAGCCUUGCUAUGGGGCUCUCUUUGGACCUAGAGGGGUCAACCUUGGUGGUGUGGGCUGCCAUCUCUACAACCUCCCAACUCCCCCCCCUGCCAGCCGCACCGCCCUCAGCCCCAGCAACUUUAGCCCCCCCAGGCCAAGGACUGGCCUCCCCCAGGCCAAGAAAAGACUUCCCUACUUGAAGACAUUCACUGGUGAGACUUCACUGUGCCCUGGAUGUGGGGACCCUGUCUAUUUUGCUGAGAAAGUGAUGUCUUUGGGCAGAAAUUGGCACCGACCCUGCCUGAGGUGCCAACGUUGCAGGAAGACCCUGACUGCUGGGAGUCACGCAGAGCAUGACGGCAUGCCUUACUGCCACAUUCCCUGCUAUGGAUACCUGUUCGGCCCCAAAGGUGGGCAACCUGACCCCCAGACCCUGGGCCCAUGAGAAUGUGUGGACAGCCUCCCCUGUGGUGUGAACAUUGGCGAUGUGGGCUGCUACAUCUAUGACCCAGUGGACAUAAGAUCCAAAUGAGCCAUUCGCAGGACCUAACUCAGGCUUCCCACGUCUCCUCCACGGUCUUUUGGAAUCUCUGGAAUUCUCUAGUCCUUUGGGGAGAAAGAAGGUGACCACCCUGGGGGCCUGGGCCUGGGCUCUGUGGCAGAUCUGAGUCCAGACUGCCUCUGCCAGUUCUGUUUCCUCCUAUCUGGAUACCCCCCACACACACACACAGAAUGGUGGCUGCCUGGGUUCCCAGAUCCCUCUCCUAGCAGUGCUGGAGCUUCAAAGUGUAUUCAUAAAGGUUAUUGCGUUCCCUGGCUUCUCUAAUAAAAUGUUGACUGAUUCCCAUACCU
Messenger RNA from Mus pahari (shrew mouse), 998 nucleotides. It is a transcript of the gene Crip3, whose product is annotated as cysteine rich protein 3. Lineage: Eukaryota; Metazoa; Chordata; Mammalia; Rodentia; Muridae. The transcript is spliced from 8 exons. The coding region runs from base 4 to 591 and encodes 195 amino acids. The record is from RefSeq and is a predicted model, not a curated record.